AUGAAGUCCUUCGAUCAAUUGGCUGAGGCUUUGAGCGGCAAGUUCACCCCCGAACAGCAGAUCACCCUGCGAGUGGCGCACUCGAAUCUACGCGACAUAUCGCGCCACGACUUCAAGGAGCUGCGUAUGUCCAUCACCCGGCUCGAGUUGAACCACGAUCAUCUGGGACUUGGUGUUUUCCACAGUUUGCACAUCGGCUCGCUCUGUAUAAUUAUCUUCCCUCGGAAUAACGCGUCCGGUGACCGUGAUCCUUUACGAGCGACACAAAGGACGAGCUGCCGGUCUUCCUUCAUUAUCCUACGGGUCGUAGACGGCGAUGUUUUCGCCGGUCUGGGUCGCACGCAGUACUUGAGUCUCGCGGACAACGAGAUGCCGGCGAUCCCGAAGCACAUCCUGUCGCAUCUGUCGCUGCUGAGGACUCUGGAUCUCAGCCGGAACCGGAUAAGCCGCAUCGAUUCGGAUGAUUUCAAGUACAAUCCGACGCUUCAGCACUUGGCCAUGGCCGGAAACGCGAUCUCGGAGAUGACCCCGAGCUCGCUGCCGCCUCUUGUGAAGCAUUUGCACGUCGGCAGAAAUCAUCUCAACAGUCUGAAUCAUACUUUAAGAGAUUUAAAUCAACUCGAGUGGUUGCUCAUUAAUUCUAACGAGCUCACGUCACUCGACGGCGAGCUACCGUCGUCCGGCCACAAUCUCAAGAUGCUUUAUGCCGUGGAUAACAAACUGACGCAUCUGCCGGCCGAGUUCCGAUACCUCCACCGUCUGGAGACCCUCUUUCUCCAGCACAACAAGAUCCGAAAACUCGACGGCACGCUGCAGAAGGCCAGACGCUUGAAAUUCUUGGAGCUCUCGUACAACGAGCUGCAGGAGCUGAACGCGGACGAUUUCAUAGAGGCCGAGAUGUUGGAGGACCUCGAGCUCGGACACAACUCUCUCAAGUCCCUCGGCAGCGCGGACGGCGACGGAAACGGGAGCGCCCUUUACCCUCUCAGAUCGCUGAAGAUCCUGAAUCUCACGCACAACGAGCUCCGCGAGUUCUCGCUGGCCUCCCUGCGCGGUGUACGCGAGCUCAGAUUGCUCGAUCUAUCGAACAACCGGAUCGCCAGAUUACACAGAGGAAGGCCAUCCUCCGAGAAUCUGGUGGAGGAGGAGGGCGAGGAGAUCGCAGGCGGCAACAUCCAGGAGCUCGGUCUCCAGCAUAACGAAUUGCGCAGCCUGGAUGGCUCCUUGUUUCUGGGAAUGAAGGAGCUGCAAAAGCUCAAUCUGAGUCAUAACGCGCUAGGCCCUACGAUCGGACCGCGCGACCUGCGCGGUCUCGACGGCCUGCGCGUACUCGAUAUCUCGCACAAUCAACUCACCACUCUCGAGGACACGUCGGAGACGUGGCUGCCGUCCUUGGAGGAAUUGAACGCGUCACACAAUCGCCUGGUCAUACUGUCCGGCCGAGAUUUUCGCGGCUUUCCGGUGCUCUGCUGGGCCGACGUCAGCAUGAAUCAAAUACGUACUCUCAUGCCGGAGCUGGUGGCCAAUACACGAUGCACGAUUCACGGAGUCCCCGACGUGCUACGUAUAUACCUUCAAGAUAAUCCCGUGUUGUGCGACGCCGGACUGGCUGACUUGACCGUCGCGCUCGAGGUAAAUCACGCCAAGGUUUACGGGGUCGGCAGCGAUUGUCCGAGUACAACGACGUCGGCACCAUCGCCUCCGCCGCUUCCGACGACGACGACGACGACGACGUCAGCAACGACGACGACGACAACGACGACAACGACGACGUCGUCGUCGACGGCAGUCGAGCCGACAUCGGUUCUACCGCCGGCGCCGUUGCCGCCGAAGCUGCUGCUGGCCGCCGCGGCGGCCGUGUCGGGCGGCAACGUGUCCUUCGCCGCCACCCUCGAGUAAAAAAGGGUGCCGCAUCGCCGCGGUGCGUAGUGGCGCUUUGAGAAUAAUUGCGCGAGCACCGCAUACAGUAGAGUGAAAGAGAAAGGUCUGGCGAGAAGCGAAGGAAGACCGGUGUAGAGAAAUUUGCGCGGUGUAAAAAAAUCGCGCGAGAAUUUGUUGUCUUCGAUUGGUCGAGAUGGCGAAGAAGACCAUCAAAGUACGUAGCGGAGCGACCGUCAAAAAUAAUGGCGAGCCGUCUUCACAGAGACACCCACUUAAUCGUGCGUGUCGCGCGUACGUACGUAUCGUAACGAGCUCGACGAUAUUCCGAGCGUUCUCGACAAAUUUCGUUCUCCGCGAUUCCCGAGGACGAAUGUGUGUAUGUGUGUCUGUGUCCACGUGGACGGAGAAGCGAUUUUACGAUCAGCGGUUUUGUAAUCGUCACGACAAAUCCUGAGGUGGUCCGCACAAUUCCGAAGAUAUUUAUUGGAUAUUUGUUUGGGGAAAAAUUGUCUAAUAAUAAUUAAGACCGGAGUGGUAAAUCUCGAAAUAAUUCAAAAAAAUUCAAGAUUCAGCGCGGAGUUCGUAGUCGAUCAGAAAUGAAUGAACGCGGGAUUGUGCGAUUACGUACAAAACAUAUCGACCGUCGUAUUUCCUUUAUCAAUAACAGGCGCAAGGCUCUUACAUGUCCUUCCGUUGUAAAUAGUCUGUACCAGUAGAAGAUCCCGUUCGUAUAGAAAUAAGCCAUUUUUAAUCCAGCGUUCCUUUUUCUCAAGUUAUGUAUGAAAUAGAGAAUAGCCGAACGAAGCGUUAUUCGCAGAACUCGAUAUUUUGUCAAUUUAUUUCUUACGUUCAAUUCUUACAUAAAGUAAUUUUUUGCGUGUUCAGGACACAAGGAAUCACAAGCAAACUUAAUCAUGUGCUAUAUGAUUUUGACAGUGUUACAAAGGAAGGAUUAAUAUAUGAAUCAUAUUAAUUCGUGUUAAUUAUUAAUAUAAUAAUAUAUUUCUUGUGGUUAACAUAAUUACAAAAUAUAUAUAUAUAUAUAUUUCGAGAAUAUCAAGUGCGUACAGAUUCAAGUAUUUCGAACACGCGGCGGAAAUAUACUAAUCAUCGUUUUCUGAUACUAGUUGGGUUUCCGACGUAUCACGUAACGGAAUGACAUUCUGAGCGGGGGGAAACGGCCGCAACAUUCUACAGCGUAAUAAUUCGCAGAAGAUUUCGGUCUUUAAUUAAAUUCCACGAUGGUCAUGUGUAUGCAAGCGAAUUCCCGGCGGGUCAAUGGAGCAAAUGAAAUCUGUUAACUUAUGCCGUUAGCAUAGGCAGAUUGGCAGUGGGCGAUCAAUUGACUCCUUCGUUAACUAGUACCAAUAGGGACGAAUUGUUAUCAGCGUGCUUCCACGCAUACAUAAUGGAUCAGCCCAUUUAUCCGCGUACGGCGUUCGGCUCUCUAUUCCAUACGCGCGUAAAUAAUAUUAAUAAAAUAAAUGUAGCAUAAACGCGCGCGCGCGUGUUCGUAAAAAUUCGCGAAACAAAAGUUUUUCCUGAAACCGUAACAUUAUAAUAUUACACAUAUUAAUUAAAAAUUUCAAAAUUUGGAUACUUUAUGCGUGUAAUUAGUAUGAGAUGUAGCAUAAAAUAUCAUUUGUAAAAGUACACAAGAUCUACAAAAGUUCCACGCAAAAAACGUCCUUUUAUAAUUGAUAUCGUGAAAUUAAAUUUACAAACGUUAAAUCUAAACGAAAUUAUAAUUUUGGCUCGAUUCUUUUGACACGUCAUAUACAUUGCAGAAGGCAGGCAAUAAAACGACUGCUAGCUUAAUCAGCUAGAACUCAAAAUCAAAAUAAUUUAUCUCUAUCAAGUAUUUUAAUGAAGAUUAACUUUGCGCGUCGUAGAGACAUCGCGAGAAUCGCAAAAUAAAUGAUUAAGUAUUAUAACAAGCAUAUGUAAUGUCUACGUAACAAAUAUUCAAGUAUUUAUGCAUACAGAAAAUAUCACAGAAAUGAUUAAAAAUACGUAGAGUAUAUUAAUUUAAAGUCCAAGAGCACUGGUCUUACUUGGAAGUGAAUUUCUCGCGGUGUGUUUGCAAGACGUUGCAGCGCUAUAUGUAUUUAGGUACCAUUUACACGUAUGUAUAAGUUUAUGUACAUAUAUAUACUUAUAAAAAGACAAAUCAGA
Molecule: messenger RNA, 4056 nt
Organism: Linepithema humile (Argentine ant)
Lineage: Eukaryota; Metazoa; Arthropoda; Insecta; Hymenoptera; Formicidae
Source: RefSeq, a predicted model, not a curated record